Messenger RNA from Seriola dumerili (greater amberjack), 1851 nucleotides. It is a transcript of the gene ubtd2, whose product is annotated as ubiquitin domain-containing protein 2-like. The coding region runs from base 54 to 872 and encodes 272 amino acids. Gene Ontology annotation, molecular function: protein binding. Lineage: Eukaryota; Metazoa; Chordata; Actinopteri; Carangiformes; Carangidae. The transcript is spliced from 3 exons. The record is from RefSeq and is a predicted model, not a curated record.
UGUGGGCCGGGGGGUGAGAGCUACCUAGCCCGGGCUGCUCUGCCGAAACAUCCAUGGGUGGCUGUGUCGGGAGCCACCACGACUCCUCGGGCAGCUUAAACGAGAACUCGGACGGCACUGGAGUGGCUCUAGGGCGUAACCAGCCCCUGAAGAGAGAGCGGCCUAAAUGGAAAAGUGACUACCCGAUGACUGAGGGCCAGCUGCGCAGCAAGAGAGAUGAGUUCUGGGAUACGGCGCCAGCGUUCGAGGGCCGGAAGGAGAUCUGGGAUGCGCUGCGGGCUGCGGCCAGCGCCUUUGAGAGCAAUGACCACCUGCUGGCUCAGGCCAUCCUUGACGGAGCCAGCAUCACACUGCCGCACGGAGCUCUGACUGAAUGUUACGAUGAACUGGGGAAUCGAUACCAGCUGCCGGUCUACUGCCUCUCUCCUCCCGUCAACAUGAUUGAAGAGCGCUCUGAUGAGCCUGACGGUUCAGAUCCGGACUCUGGGGCUGCAGACCCGUCAACGGGCAGCGCCAGUGACCCCGACUCAGGAGGGGAGUGCCAGCUCCGGCUGCGGCUCUCCACGGGUCGCGACCUCCGGCUGGCGGUCCGCUCCACGGACACGGUGGGCAUGAUGAAGCGUCGUCUACAAAGUCAGGAGGGCGUGCCUGCCACAACCCAGCGCUGGUUUUUCUCAGGUCGGCCACUGACAGACAGACUGCGCUUGGACCAACUCAACAUCUCCAGGGACUAUGUAGUGCAGGUCAUCCUCAGCCAGCCGCCACCGCCAGAGCCAGUAACUACAGCAGGACAUAUACCAGAGGCGUCUGGGUCAGUGGCAGUGGAAGGAGUGGCUGCAUUGCCCCAGGAGCCCACACCAGUGGAGAACUAACUACCCCAACCUGACAGCCUGGAGGUGGGCUGGCAGUAUAAAAGGAGGAGGAUAACGAGGGAGAAAAAAAGAAUAGAAGUUGACUUUUCUCUUUUGGUUUGCACUCUUCUUCUCUUCUCUUCUCUUCUCUACUUUCUUCUUCUCUUCUCUUCUUUCUUCUUCUCUUCUCUUAUCUUCUCAGUCUGUUGUUUUUGCUGAGAAGGGCUCUGUUUGGGCAGACGUUGGCUGUCUGCUGGAGCAAAAGGACUCUUGAAUUGAGAAAAGACUCCUUUUGGUUUUACACGUUAAAAUUUUGACCUUUUUGAAGUCUUUUUAACUGUUCCUAUGGAAACCAAACAACAAAAAGAGAACUUUGUCAGAUGGCUCAAAGGGUUUUCUUAGCAACACUGAUGUUCCAAUGUUUCUGUGUUUCACUUUCCAUUCAAGUUCUGCUCUCUGGCAAAGCUGGGUCAACAGAAUUCUGUUUAUGAGGCUACAGGGUUAUACAUAUACAUUUUCAGUAAGGACAUUUUUAAUUCAGAUAGUUUAACAAUCAUGACAGUUAUUCAGGCAGUUACUCUUAAUAAUGUGUGAAUCAAAUCAUCAAUCAUCACUUCUUCACCUGUGGAUUAAGUCAGUAUGCUAACAGCUGUAAAAAGGUAUUCUAUUUGGUAUGUCUAGUUAGCAAACAGAGGUGCCCUCCCUCUUGACAAGAGGUUGCAGACAGGGUGCGUGACUGGAUUAGAUAUUUUAUUUCACUCUGCUUCACAGAACAAUCAGAGUAAUCAUGUAAUAAACGUUAAGUAGUCGGCCUGUGUGUGUUUGUGUGUGUGUGAGUUGGUGUGAAUAAAUGUGCGCGCGUGUGCGUGGAUGUUCAUAUAUGAUCGAGACACAACCACACUUCAUGUGGCAAAAGGAUGGACGUCAGAAACACAGUUACAUAUUUUGAUUAAAAAUAGAAUGUUUUUAAUUAAAAUUGAUCAUUGUUUCUAUUCCUUGA